Molecule: messenger RNA, 1828 nt
Organism: Cimex lectularius (bed bug)
Lineage: Eukaryota; Metazoa; Arthropoda; Insecta; Hemiptera; Cimicidae
Product: sperm-associated antigen 6-like
Exons: 10
Coding region: 115-1734 (539 amino acids)
Biological process (GO): cilium movement
Cellular component (GO): microtubule cytoskeleton
Molecular function (GO): microtubule binding
Source: RefSeq, a predicted model, not a curated record
UGUUCCUAUUUCCCAAGACUCAGUUGUUUUUGCAAAUUGUUCAUCCUUAGCUUCAGAACCUCUAUUUCCCAUAUUUUUCAAUUCUUAAUUGUACGUAAACCAAAAGACAAUAGUAUGGGAUCGAGAGCUGUUAUACAAGCAUUUGAUCAGUAUGAAAAAGCGAGGAUUCAUUUUGCUCAAACGAUGGCCGAUAUGGCACUGCGCUCUAUCAAUGUUGACUGUAUGCUAAAGUGUAAUGUGCUCGAGCUGCUGCAGGCUCUUUUGUCUGACCCUUCCCUCAGGGUACAACAGAACGCCGCUCUCGCGAUCGGAAGACUUUCCAACAAUAGCCCCGAGGCUGCUAAAGCAGCGGUUAACGUCGACGUUCUACCAACUAUGCUGAAGGGUAUAGAAAAGCGAAGCAAAUAUUACAAGAAAGCGGCCAUGUUUUCUUUGAGGUGCGUCGCAAAACAUUCGGCAGAAAUGGCCACUACGCUAGUCGCAUCGGGAGCGUUGGAAGCUAUCUUGACAUGCCUUGAGGAAUUCGACACAGGCGUCAAAGAAGCAGCAGCCUGGGCUGUUGGAUACAUUACAAAGCAUAACACUGCCCUUGCACAAGCUUGCGUCACAGCAGGUGUUUUACCGAUGCUGCAAUUAUGCCUUCAUGAGCCAGAGCUUUGCCUUAAACAAGUCGCAGCAUCCACCAUAGGUGAUAUAGCAAAACAUGAUCCGAGCCUGUCACAGGCAAUCUGUGAUUCAGGGUGUACAAUGCUGCUUGCUAAGUGUAUGGCUUUUCCAAGUCCAAGGCUGAAAAAACAAGCCAUUUGUGCUCUCUCCCAAAUAGCAAAGCAUACGUUGAAUUUAGCAGAAUCUGUGGUAGAAACGGAUGUAGUUACAGACGCAGUAUUACACUUGGGCCAUCCAGACACAACUGUCCGAAAAGCUGCGGCUAAUCUGCUGUGUGAAAUUUGCAAACACCAUGUUCAGCUAGCUCAGUUAGUAGUGAAUUCAGGGGGUAUCGGUGGGCUUCUACAGCUGAUUCAGUCUGGCGACGAAGAGCCAAUGUUCCCUGCUGUUCUUGCUAUCGGAUUUAUGGCUGCUCAAUCUGAAUUUAUCGCAUUGGCGAUCAAAGCUUCAAGGGGUAUAGAGACACUUGCUUUUAUGCUCAACCAAAAUUUUCCUGAUCACAUUCUGGCGACUCUGGCUUGGGCUAUUGGCCAGAUAGGAAAACACACAUCUGAGCACUCAGAGACAGUUGCAAAGGCGAACACCUUCCAACGACUUCUUGAACUUUAUCAAAGCCCAAAGAGCAGUGAGAACUUGAAACAAAAGUGCAAGGGUGCGUUGAAACUUACACUCUCGAUGUGCACAUCAUUGACUGAGCUGGAACCCAUGCUUGAAAAAGCUCCUCCGGAAAUACUCAAAUAUGUUCUCGCUCAGUACAGCCAGUUGCUUCCUGUGGAUGCAAGAGCAAGACGACUGUUUGUCGAGAGCGGAUGCCUACAAAGAAUCCAGAAGAUUCAAGCCGAGCCGGGCUCGACUCUCAUGGAGCUCAUCAACAUUGUCAACCAUUGCUUCCCCGAGGAGAUUAUAAGGUAUUACUCUCCUGGCUACCCAGAGUCGUUUAUCGAAGCCGUUGAGAACUACAAACCGACUGUCCCUGCAAUGUUCACAAGGGAGCACGAUGAUCCUGAAGACUCUGAGAUUAUGGAUGCGCUCAGGCCACCGGCAAAGAACGAGUUUGAAAUUUGUUAGACACACAUUUCGGCUUAUAGGAAAUAUAUUUUCGGAAAUAUUUUGCAAAGUGAAACUAAAGUAAUUUUUAGUAAUAAAGAAAUGGGAAAUUAUU